UGCUGAAAUAGUAGCAGUGGUAAGAUUAUCACAGCCAGAUAAAUUUGUAAGAGAAACAUGUCAUACAUUCAAAGUAGGAGUAGUAGUAAGGUAGUUCCUGUUCAUUGCUAACUUCGGAAUCCUCACUUGUUCUCCAUCACCUUUUGCUUUCCUAACCACUUCAGUUUUCCUUGAUUUUAAUUCCAGAAGGCUACCAAAUUGAGCUUAGGGCGAUUUAUCCUAUAGAACAUCUACAUGCACCUAGCCUGGUGAAUUGAGUACGCUUGAAGAGCAGCAGACUUGAUAUCAUCAAUUUUCUGAAAGCUUGUGAUGAUUAUUGUACAAUUCUGAAAUUUAUCUUAUAUAUAUGAUGGCCACAGCCGCAGUUAUUGGACUUAGCACAGGAAAGAGGCUCUUGAGUUCCUCCUUUUACUAUUCAGACCUCACAGAAAAGCUUUCCAAUGCCAAUGAUCAUGGGAUUACCUACUAUCCAACCGCUACAACAAAGAAUGUAGUAGUUGCAAAAAAGUCAUCGAACUAUGGCCCCAGCUUCCCUUCAUCCAAUCGAAAUUCACAUUCCAUUAAAGCCCUUAAAGAACAUGUGGAUACUGCUUCUGCUUCUUCAAAUGUGGCAACAUGGUUCAAGACAUUUGAUGACUUUGAAGAAGAGAGCUCUGCUCUCGACUAUUCGGUAGAAGCUCUCCUUUUGCUGCAGAAGUCUAUGCUAGAAAAGCAAUGGAAUCUUUCUUUUGAGAGGACAAACUCAAGUGACUCGACAAGUAAAAAAAAUAACAAGAAGAUACCUGUCACUUGUUCUGGGGUGUCUGCUAGACAACGAAGGGUGAAUAACAGGAGAAAAAAUCAGAACCAAAGUAAAUUUAUGUCACAAAGUAGUGAUUUUAAGUUUCUAAGAUCAGUUAUUAGUCCAGAUCUGCUGCAGAAUCGUUUGAAAGGUUAUGUGAAGGGUGUAGUGAGUGAUGAGGUGCUCCCCCAUACAGAAGUUGUGCGCUUGUCAAGGAUAAUUAGAGCUGGUCUUUCCUUUGAGGACCACAAGUCCAGGCUAAAGGAGAGAUUAGGUUGUGAGCCCUCAGAUGAACAAAUUGCAGAUUCCUUGAGGAUUUCUCGUGCUGACUUACAGUCAAAAUUGAUUCAAUGUUCUCUGGCAAGAGAGAAACUAGCAAUGAGCAAUGUUCGUCUAGUUAUGUCUAUUGCUCAAAAAUAUGAUAACAUGGGUGCUGAAAUGGCUGACCUUGUUCAGGGAGGUUUGAUUGGACUCCUGCGAGGUAUCGAGAAAUUUGAUUCUUCCAAAGGGUUCAAAAUCUCAACUUAUGUUUAUUGGUGGAUACGUCAGGGUGUCUCAAGAGCUUUAGUUGAUAAUUCAAGAACCUUAAGAUUGCCUAAUCAUUUACAUGAAAGGUUGGGCCUGAUUCGGAAUGCAAAGAUUAGACUGGAAGAGAAAGGAGUAACUCCAUCAAUUGAUAGAAUUGCAGAAAGCUUGAAUAUGUCCCAAAGAAAAGUUAGGAAUGCUACCGAGGCUAUAAGUAAGGUCUUCUCGCUUGAUAGGGAAGCAUUCCCCUCGUUGAAUGGUCUUCCAGGAGAAACACACCAUAGUUACAUUGCAGAUAAUCGCCCUGAGAACAACCCGUGGCAUGGAGUGGAUGAGUGGGCACUGAAGGAGGAAGUAAACAAGCUUAUUGAUUCUACUCUUCAAGAACGAGAAAAGGAGAUCAUACGUCUUUACCAUGGUUUAGAUCAGGAAUGCCUUACAUGGGAGGACAUUAGCAAGCGCAUGGGGUUGUCUCGAGAAAGAGUUAGGCAAGUCGGACUUGUUGCAUUAGAGAAACUAAAACAUGCCGCGAGGAAGAGGAAUACGGAGGCCAUGUUAGUCAAACAUUAAGUUUUGUUUGUGAUUCAAUGGAUUGUUUGUAUAUAUACAGAAAGGAGAGAUCUAUCUUCCAUUUCAUACUUUUUUUAUAAAUCGCAAGUACAGUUGUGCAUAUAACCCUCAACUUCUGUACUGAUCAAGAGCUUAUAAGCUGCAGCAGGAGGUUUUAUCAAAUUACAGCUGCCCUAAGCAUUCCAAUC
Populus nigra (black poplar) is the source of this 2064-nucleotide messenger RNA. RefSeq names its product RNA polymerase sigma factor sigA-like. The transcript has 10 exons. Gene Ontology annotation, molecular function: DNA-binding transcription factor activity. The record is from RefSeq and is a predicted model, not a curated record. Gene Ontology annotation, biological process: DNA-templated transcription initiation; regulation of DNA-templated transcription. Lineage: Eukaryota; Viridiplantae; Streptophyta; Magnoliopsida; Malpighiales; Salicaceae. Bases 347 to 1876 code for a protein of 509 amino acids.